Molecule: messenger RNA, 1263 nt
Organism: Talaromyces stipitatus ATCC 10500
Lineage: Eukaryota; Fungi; Ascomycota; Eurotiomycetes; Eurotiales; Trichocomaceae
Product: poly(A) polymerase pla1, putative
Exons: 7
Coding region: 1-1263 (420 amino acids)
Cellular component (GO): nucleus
Molecular function (GO): RNA binding; poly(A) RNA polymerase activity
Source: RefSeq, a predicted model, not a curated record
AUGGCUGCUCAAUCCACGCGACAAUUCGGUGUAACGCCACCAAUUUCCACUCUUCAGCUUAUCCAACGAGUCGUGAUAGAAUUUGUCAAGACAGUUGGUCGACGGAAAGGUCUCUCUCCAGCAGCAUUGGAAGCGGCUGGUGGAAAGAUAUUCACGUAUGGUAGUUACCGCCUGGGUGUCUAUGGUCCAGUCCCCGAUGCGUUUGUGCCAAUCAUCAAGUUGGAAUUCUCUGGCAUUAGUCUCGAUCUUAUCUUUGCUCGCUUGAUACUUCCAUCUAUUCCACUCAAUCUUGAUCUGAAGAAUAACGGCUACUUGCGGGGCUUGGAUGACAAGGAAGUGCGGUCGCUUAAUGGAACUCGUGUUACCGAUCAGAUUUUGGAGCUCGUGGCUCAGCAGAAGACAUUCCGACUAGCUUUGAGGGCCAUUAAACUCUGGGCACAGCGUCGCGCUAUCUACUCCAACAUUGUCGGAUUUCCAGGAGGUGUCGCAUGGGCAAUGCUGGUUGCACGGGUAUGUCAGCUAGGAGACAUUGUCGAAAAGAUCUUCGCCAAGCAGCUCACUUGGAAUGAUCUGUUCACUCGGCAUACAUUCUUUUCAAGGGACUAUAAGUACUACCUCCAAAUCACUGCCUCCAGCAAAACCAAAGAAGCAGAUUCAGUCUGGUCAGGUCUGGUAGAAUCCAAACUUAGGCAUCUGGUUGGUGUUGAGAGAAUACAUGUGGUGAAAGAUGACGCAGAAGCAGAACAGGUCAAGAACGGAUCAACCAAGUAUCAAGCGCAGGGAACAAAGACCGAAACAACAGACGAGACCAAAGAUCCAGCCCACACUGCGGCUGCUGAGACCGGUGCUGAGGAUGCUCAGGUUCCCGAUCCUGCGACUAACGGUGCGGUUGACAGCCGUACAAUCUACACCACCACAUACUAUAUUGGCCUUGAGCUCGAGCCGCUAGAGCCAGGUGCUUCGCGGUCUCUCGAUAUUCCUACCGACGCCGACGUAUUCGAGUCGACGUGUACUUCGUGGCGGGGAUUUCAAGAAGGGAUCAACGACCUCAGCAUCACACAUGUCAGAAGUUUCGAUUUACCCGACGAUGCCUUUGAGCCUGGGGAGACACGACCUGUCCGACCGAAGAAGAAGGUCGCGAAGCCAGCGACUGCAGCGGCUCCUCAGAAGCGAAGCAUUGACGCUGUAGACGGCACCAUGCAUCCGGAAGCGAAGCGACAAGUAUCAUCGAAUGGAUUCACUCAUGCGGCCACGCCGGCUUGA